Messenger RNA from Austrofundulus limnaeus, 1474 nucleotides. It is a transcript of the gene tefm, whose product is annotated as transcription elongation factor, mitochondrial. Gene Ontology annotation, biological process: mitochondrial transcription; transcription elongation by mitochondrial RNA polymerase. Gene Ontology annotation, cellular component: mitochondrial nucleoid. The record is from RefSeq and is a predicted model, not a curated record. Gene Ontology annotation, molecular function: DNA polymerase processivity factor activity; nucleic acid binding. NCBI's taxonomy places the organism in Eukaryota, Metazoa, Chordata, Actinopteri, Cyprinodontiformes, Rivulidae.
CCUCCUCCUCCUCCUCCUCGUCUGAGCCCUGUAAGGAGGAMGGCAACAAAUCCCUGGAUGACGUCUACACUUUAGAACAGAGGAACACCAUCCUCAAGGUGCUCAACACCGCCUCCAUGUCAGAGCUGGCCGGCGUGAAACUGCUGAGAGGCCACAAGUCGCUCAACGUUAUYGAGUACAGGAGUAAAAAUGGGCCGUUUAAAACUCUGGACAGUGUGCUAAACGUGCCGUGGCUGAAGCACAAAAGUGCYGUAGUAGUCUUCAACUCCAUCAUCAACCCAGAGAAGAAGGAGAGGAAGGAAAAGGAGAGGGUGCAACCGGUGAAGUUUAUCCUGCCAGAGGUGGGCAGGUCCUGGCUAGCGGGAGCCAAUUCCAUAUUAUCAAUAAUUGGUGGGAUUAGGAAAAUUGCCUGGGCCCACGUGGACCGUAAGAUGAACGUAUUAGAUUGGCAAGAGCAGRCCUGUCCUAGUUUCCUGAAAGGAACAUACACGGUGUCUGCUUAUUUGAACGAYGUGUCCUCAGUCGUGUCCCGCCUCCCCUCUGCAGAUUUGUACUUGAUAGAGAAAUCCUCCACGACAAUGCGAGUUGCAGCUCUGUUCCCCAUCAUGGCUCAUUUGAGGGUUGUGGAGGCCAUGCUGUUCGUUCUGCUGCAACCCAGAGUCUCCCCAGAAGAGACUAAUAUUCCUCCCAGGGUUCUGAACGUGACGAGGAGCGUGGUGGGGCGCCACUUUGGGCUGAUGCUGGGGGAGKCUCGGACCAGCGGGGCUCAGACGGUGAAACAGCUGAUGACGGAGUCCAUGACACAAAAGUUUCCCCGGAUAAACAUCCCCCAGAAGCUGCUGGUGCAGUACAGGGACCACUUCGAAUUGAGCAGCAGGAUCACCGGGGAGGAGCUGAGUAACGCGCUGCUGCAGGCUGUGGCUUUUUACGAACUGCUCAAUCAGCCUUCCUCUUAGUAGCCGCCUGCAGGAUUGCUCUCAUGUAUGGAUGGUGCAGAAACUCCUGAGCUGCAGUUUCAAACUUUCAUCAAUAAUUUUGAGGGGAAUAAUACAUUUGAAAAAUAUUUAAAUUUCAUUUUCUUUUCUUUUUAGCAAACCAGGCUACUCAAAACACUUAAAAUCAAUCUGCGUUGCUCAUUUACCCAUCAUCACACACAGGACCCUACGUCUCUACAAAUUUAAUCGGAACAAAUCAUUAGAUCAUAUUUGUACAUCAAUGUGGCACAAAUUGGACAACAGACGUACAGUGGGACACUUUGUGAAUGCAGGCUGGUGGAAUUGAACUUCAGACCAUCUUGUUAGAGGACCACCGCUCUAACCACCGACCCACUGCUGCUUUGAUGAGUGUUUUGUCCCUUCUACCAUCUUCCUGUUAAAAUAUCUAUUUAUUAAAAAAACUUUUUUAAAUAAAUAUUUAUCCUAAAAUACCUCAAGCAAACCUGAACAAAUAAAGCAUGUCACAAUGAGUAGYUUUA